This is a messenger RNA of Nilaparvata lugens (brown planthopper), 1181 nucleotides long. Its product is annotated as TATA-box-binding protein. The transcript has 8 exons. Gene Ontology annotation, molecular function: RNA polymerase II general transcription initiation factor activity; DNA binding. Bases 379 to 1155 code for a protein of 258 amino acids. The record is from RefSeq and is a predicted model, not a curated record. Gene Ontology annotation, biological process: DNA-templated transcription initiation. NCBI's taxonomy places the organism in Eukaryota, Metazoa, Arthropoda, Insecta, Hemiptera, Delphacidae.
AACAUUUUGUAAUUUUUGUUUUUUAUUUUUAUCUUAUUAAAAUGCAUUAUUAUUUUUCUUGCUAUUCAAGAACAUUUUGUAAUUUGCCGCUUUAAAAAUGUUCACCAAGUAAUCAGCAGGCUGCGCUAGCUGUCGAUCUGUCGGCUGUCAAAAGAAAAAUGUCUUCUCUGUCCCUCCCUUCUCCCUACACUCCACGAGUCCUGAUUCCUGACAUGACGUGAAUUAUUACGAUUAACAAUAUUUGAGAAAUGAAGAAGCCCUUAUUCUUGUGAUAUUUUUAUUAUAUGAUGCCCCCAUAGAUCUAUAGCCUACAGCCCCUCCGUUCAGUAUUGUCAAAAAUAGGAAAAUUAAACAUAUCGCUUCAAAACCAACUCUAAAAUGGCUAGUGCAGUUGAAGAUAGGGCACAAUAUUCGUUGGAUUCGUUGGAUAGAAGUCCCACCAAAGGAAAUGCUGACUACAGAGGAUUCAACCAAGAUGCUCCUCGUAUUCCAUCAGCAUUGGUAGCUUCUACUUCGCAAAAGGAUCAGCCUAGCUCGAGCAGUGCAAAUGCCACCCCCUCUGCCACCCCACAGUCGGCCAUCACUUACUUGCCUCCAGCUCCAAACAUCGACUCGGGACCCGUGCCAACUGUUCAAAAUGUAGUUUCGACAGUGAACACGUGCUGCCAACUAGACCUGCGUAAGAUAAACUUCUAUACGAGAAAUUCGGAAUACAACCCUGGCAGGUUCUGUGGAGUUGUGAUGAGACUGCGUGAGCCCCGUGCUACGGCAUUGAUCUUCAGCUCGGGCAAAAUUGUCACCACUGGAACCAAACAUGAAUCAAGUGCGCUCCUAGCGUCAAAAAAGUUUGUCCGCAUCAUACAAAAGUUGGGCUUCAAGGUAAAAUUCCAGAGCUUCAAAAUUCACAACAUGGUCAGUACGUGUGAUCUCCGGUUUCCUAUUCGAUUGGAGAACCUCAACCAGGUGCAUGGCCAGUUCAGCAGUUACGAACCAGAACUGUUUCCUGCGCUGAUUUAUCGCAUGGUCAAGCCGAGAGUCGUUCUUUUAAUAUUUGUGAAUGGAAAAGUUGUGAUAACAGGAGCGAAAAGCAGGGAAGAAACUCAAGAAGCCCUCGACAACAUUCACAAAGUACUGAAAAGUUUUCGAAAAUCCUGAAGGAAUUAAACUCAAAUUUUCCAAAA